AUGGCUGGCGACGUCAGGACGGCCGCAGUCUCGUCCAUCGGCUCGAGCAUCUUCGCCGUCCUCUCCAUUCUCGUCAUUGCCACGAUCGCGCUCCUGGUAAUCCGCUAUUACCUCCCUCUACGAUCGACGCCAUCGUACCUACUGGUUCCGGUGUUCCUGGCUCUCGCCUUGCCCUCGAGCAUCAUUCUCUUGGUGCCUAUCGACCUCGCUUCGGCAGACGGCAAUGAUACGAAACAUUCAAGAGGCGUGUGGCUGCCGGAAAGAGUCAUUCUGGUCGCAUGGAGAAUAACGUACUGGCUUACGUUUAUGCUCACUUGGUUUAUUCUGCCUUUGUUGGGGGAGUACUGCGAUUCAGGAUACAGGGAUGCGAGGAGCCGAAUCGUUUAUUCGUUGCGAUCGAAUCUACGCUAUCAGCUGAUUGCGCUCGCAACUGGUACUGCAGGACUGGUAUACUUCAUACUCGAAAAUGGAUUCCAUGUCGCGAGCAUCAAAGGUCUCGUAAUGGCAUUGGCGUACGCGUGGGGAUUGACGCUGGCUAUUGGACUCAUGGGACACGGUCUGGUAGCUCUUCCCAGGACGAUAUUCCGAAACGCCAGCGUGAGUGGGAGACUUCGCAGGCUGCAGGCCCAGGCGCCAAAAUUGAAAGACAGAUUGGAUGAAGCGACGGACAAAUUGGAAGAGCUUGAGCAUACAGUGCAUCAAUUGAAAAGACACAAAGGAGGUGCAUCUAGAGAACAGCAAGAGUGGAUCGACGAGCUCGCCGAUUCUUCGACGAUUCUGGACCAGCGCCCUGGUACAGCAGCCGCGAUACAGGCAACGAACCCCAGCAUUCCAGCAGUGGUGACCGAUCGAUAUCUUGCGGAUCUUACUCGGAAACUCAAACGCGCACGGCACAGGAAAGCGAGGUUUGUAAACGAAUGGGCAAAUCUAUGCCAACAGGCACAGGAUACACAGACUAUUCUUGACUCGGCUUCCUCGAAGAAACUGGACUGGGGUCGCAGGAAUCCACAGGAGACCUCGAUAUUUGGACGAAUGUCGUUUUUGACCCCGACGAUGAGAUAUCACUUGCACAUGAAUGUGCUACCUUAUGUGCGGAUGGCUUUCUCAGGAUUUCUUGGGCUUGCUUCCGUCCUGAUCGUGUGGAGCGAAAUCGUCAAAUCGUUUGCCCCUCAGCUUUCUGUCAUUGGGCUCACGGUUGUGCAUCACCCGGACUCCAAGAGCGGUGGCAAGGUCAACUUCGCAGGGCAGCUGAUAGCGGCAGCAUGGCUCCUGUACAUGGAUUCUAGCGCCCUCUACGCAAUCUCAGACGUCAAAGUCUGGGGCAACAGAGCGCUCGUCAAACGACAAACAUACGCCGAAAGCGCGUGCUGGUACAGCUUGCAAGUCGCCAAGCUCACGGUGCCCCUAUCUUACAACUUCAUCACACUUAUGCCACCGACAGUCUACGAAAAGACCAGCUUCCACUUCUUCCUCGGAAAGCUGAUCGACCUCACUCCGCUAGGCCACGGCUUCAGCGCCUUCUUCCCCUGUCUGUUGCUCAUCCCAGCCUUAGCCACGCUCUUCAACCUCUACGGCAAGAUGAAGAACGUCUUCGGCUUCGGCGUCCUACAAGACGACAGCGAAGAGAACCCCUCAGGCUUCGGGACCGGCGGCUGGCGAGAAGGCCGCUCCCUCAUCGAACGCGAAAUCCAAUCCGGUAGCGCCGAGGGCACACUCGGCCUCGCCAGCAGAGGAGCCUCCCUCGACCUCGAACGCGACGCCGCAGCGACCACGAACCCAGCACCGCGGCGAACAGAAAGGAACGAACCCCGUCAACCUUUCCGAGACGAGAACAUCCGCGAAGCAAACCGCCAAUUCAACUCCAUCACCAACCAGGAAGAGGUGCAAGAAGAUGACAGCCCUCGACACUUUUACCAAGACUUCACAGAACGGGUGCGGAAUACCUUCGACACGGCCGAGCAGCCCGAAUGGAUGAAGAACAUAGGCAGUGCGUUCAAAGCGCCCAAGUGGAUGCAGCGGGAUCAACGAGAUGAUUCAGGCGGCUCAGGGCUGGCGCGGUGGUUCGGCGGUCGUCCGGAGGAUGGACGUGUACGGUUAUAA
Zasmidium cellare ATCC 36951 is the source of this 2100-nucleotide messenger RNA. RefSeq lists its product as uncharacterized. The record is from RefSeq and is a predicted model, not a curated record. The coding region runs from base 1 to 2100 and encodes 699 amino acids. The transcript has a single exon. Gene Ontology annotation, cellular component: membrane. NCBI's taxonomy places the organism in Eukaryota, Fungi, Ascomycota, Dothideomycetes, Mycosphaerellales, Mycosphaerellaceae.